Acaulospora morrowiae is the source of this 744-nucleotide messenger RNA. The record is from the annotation of a GenBank genome assembly. NCBI's taxonomy places the organism in Eukaryota, Fungi, Glomeromycota, Glomeromycetes, Diversisporales, Acaulosporaceae.
AUGGUGAAAUCAGCAAUAUUGAAGAUCACAACAACAUCGGCAGAGACUGGUACCACGUCAAAUUCGUACUACGUUACUUACACAAUGGCAAUUCCAAAUUUAACGCGAACGAUUGUCAUGUCAAACACAAUCACUUCAAUGGCUUCGUCCCACACAAAAAACAAAGUCAUGUCAGUGAAGCUAUUCUUAACCACUCUUAUCGUCUUAAUGAAAAAUUUAGAAUGGAAAAGAGGCAAGUUAUUCAAUGCCCAUCCUGUGGGGAAAAAUAUUAGACCGCACAAAAGCAAUUCGUCUCUAGUAGAAAGAGAUUAUAUUUAUAUUUGUCCGAUCGGAUCUUACCAAUGCCAAGAUCAAGACUAUUGCUGUCCUUAUGACACAGCUUGUGUUGGAGGAGAUUUAUGCAGUCAAUGUGGCGUCAACGGUGUAGUUUGUGAGGACUUGAUUUGUUGUUUUCCAGGUUAUGCAAAGAAAAAUCCACCAAAGGUGAAAACGCCUUCUCACUCAGAGAAGACAACGUAUGAUUCACCAACAACGUUUGCUUCACCAGAGGAGGCAACAACAUUUACUUCACUAGAGGAGACAACAACAUUUACUUCACUAGAGGUGAUAACAUCGUUUUCAUCGGAGAUCGAUUUCAACACAAGUACAGAUACAAAUGCAAAACCCACAUCAAAAUUUCCCAAAUCAGAAGUGACUACUUCAGUUCCGAACAUAGACACGGCCACAUCAAUGGCUUCAUUCAAU